AUGACAUACUUUGUGAAAUCGAUCACGUAUUUCGCCCAAAUUGGGACGAUUUCUGCUGCUGCGCUACUGCUGCUCAGUCAACAGCAUCCUGCUGAUUUGGCAGGCAGAAACAGAGAGAGCGCGCGCCCAGUUGCUCAGCAGCAGCAGUACUCGAUGCCGCUCAGUCAGUCAGUUAGUCAGUUAAUCGAAAAUGCGCGCCGUCGAGGCGCUCUGUGUCUCUGCUGCCAGUCUUCUGCCCUUCUGUCCAUCCGGACGACACAGAAACGAGAAAUUGGAAGGCUCGAGAUGCGCUCCUUCGCCUUGGCCUGUCGCGCUUCUCUUUCGUCGCCGUCGCUGUCGUCGUCGGGGUCCGUCAAUUGGACUCGCCAUCCCGCCGCCAUCUGA
Molecule: messenger RNA, 384 nt
Organism: Pseudozyma hubeiensis SY62
Lineage: Eukaryota; Fungi; Basidiomycota; Ustilaginomycetes; Ustilaginales; Ustilaginaceae
Product: gelsolin repeat protein
Exons: 1
Coding region: 1-384 (127 amino acids)
Source: RefSeq, a predicted model, not a curated record